AUGGCUAGCAAGGCUACAGAAGGAUUACGGAAGAUCCAGGAGAUUAUGGAAAGCAUGCAUCCUGGGAACAAAAAGGUCGCAGACCUCGCCCGUGAUACCGUCGAUGUCCACGCGCCUGCUCCUUUCACCACCGACCACGGGACCAAAGUCAGCAAUACUGACAAUUGGUUGAGGGCUGCAUCCGAAAACCAAACUGGCCCGUCGUUGUUGGAGGAUCAGAUUGCUCGCGAAAAGAUCCAUCGGUUUGAUCAUGAAAGAAUCCCAGAGCGUGUUGUGCAUGCUCGAGGAACAGGUGCCUUCGGUCACUUCAAGCUUGUUGAGAGCGCAGAAGACGUAACUUCUGCCGGCGUGUUAACUGAUACUUCACGGACAACUCCUGUUUUUGUCCGCUUUUCUACCGUCCAAGGUAGCAAAGGCAGUUUCGAUACAGUCCGUGAUGUGCGUGGUUUCGCCACCAAGUUUUAUACGCAAGAAGGCAACUGGGAUCUUGUUGGCAAUAAUAUUCCUGUCUUUUUUAUCCAAGAUGCCAUAAAAUUUCCUGACAUAAUUCACGCUGUCAAGCCGGAACCGCACAACGAAGUCCCUCAAGGGCAAACUGCCCACAACAACUUUUGGGACUUCGUUUACUUGCAUCCUGAAGCGACCCAUAUGUUUAUGUGGGCCAUGUCGGACAGAGCAAUCCCGCGAUCUUACCGUAUGAUGCAGGGAUUUGGCGUCAACACAUUUGUUCUUGUGAAUCGUCAAGGAAAACGACAUUUCGUAAAAUUCCAUUGGAUGCCAGAACUUGGAGUCCAUUCACUCGUACCCGAUGAGUCUUUCAAACUCGGAGGUCAAGAUCCGGAUUACCACCGCAAAGAUCUCAUGGAGGCAAUUGACAACAAAGUCUACCCGAAAUGGAAAUUUGGGAUCCAGGUGAUUCCUGAGGAGAAGGAACAUGAAUUUGAGUUUGACAUCCUUGAUGCAACUAAGAUAUGGCCUGAAGACUUGGUCCCCGUUCGAUAUAUUGGAGAGAUGGAGCUCAACAGGAACGUGGACGAGUUCUUUCCACAGACCGAACAAGUUGCCUUCUGCACCUCCCAUAUCGUCCCUGGAAUUGAAUUCUCUGAUGACCCUCUACUGCAGGGCCGUAACUUCUCAUAUUUCGAUACCCAAAUCUCCAGACUUGGUGUCAACUGGGAGGAACUGCCUAUCAAUCGUCCUGUGUGUCCUGUCAUGAACCACAACAGAGAUGGCGCCAUGCGCCACAAAAUAACUCAGGGAACCGUAAACUAUUGGCCAAACCGCUUUGAAGCCUGCCCACCCACGAAGCCCGAGGACGGCGGCUUCGUCACAUACCCUCAGAAGAUAACACAGAACAUUAAAGCUAGAAUGGUGAGCAACAAGUUCCGCGAACACAUUAACCAAGCACAAUUAUUUUACAACUCCCUUUCUGCCUACGAACAGCUCCAUAUUCAGAACGCCUUCUGUUUUGAGCUAGACCACUGCGAUGACCCGGCCGUCUACAACAGACUCGUCGAGCGACUUACUGAAAUCUCCUUACCGCUCGCACAAGCUGUCGCAAUCAAAGUCGGCGCUCCAACACCACAACAGGCUGGACGUCCCAACAAAGGUCAAAAAACCAUUAACCUCAGCCAAGAAUACAUAAACGAGCGCCAGCUUUCUGUACCCACCAUCAAGGGGCGAAAAAUAGCUAUCCUGAUUGGUGAUGGCUACGACCCAAUCGCCUUCGCCUCUGUCAAAGCUGCGGCAACAGCCAUGAACGCUCUGCCCAUCAUAAUUGGUACAAAACGCCAAGCCAUCUUUGCUGACCACGAAGAUAGGGAGACCGGUGCAGGCGUAAUUCCAGAUCACAACUAUAUCGGCCAGCGGUCUACUCUCUUUGACGCCACGUUCAUACCAGGUGGCUCGCAUAUCAAGGAGCUGAGCCGGCUAGGCGCUUUUAGACAUUGGAUUGCAGAACAGUUCGGACAUUGCAAGGCCAUAGGUGCUACAGGGGAAGCUGUGAAUCUUAUCGCCCAGGUUCUGAACAGCCUGCCUGGUCUGAACGUUGCGUUGGCCUCAUCUAGCGAUGUUGUCGAAUGUUACGGCGUUGUCACAUCAAGCAAGCUGCACGAACCCCACAGUUUGACAGAACGGUUCAAGUUAUUCCCUGAGGCGAAGGAUUUCCUGGGAAAGUUCCUGUACCAAGUUUCACAACAUCGGAAUUAUCAGAGAGAUAUGGUAGGAUUGACUAAUCAGGUUGCAUUUUAA
This is a messenger RNA of Paracoccidioides brasiliensis Pb18, 2250 nucleotides long. Its product is annotated as catalase A. The coding region runs from base 1 to 2250 and encodes 749 amino acids. Gene Ontology annotation, cellular component: cytosol. Gene Ontology annotation, biological process: hydrogen peroxide catabolic process; response to oxidative stress. The record is from RefSeq and is a predicted model, not a curated record. The transcript has 3 exons. Gene Ontology annotation, molecular function: catalase activity; heme binding.